AUGGCACCUAAGAAACUGGUGUCAGCGACCACCACCACCUUCUCUCAUACCUUUUGUGCAGAAAAUCCAGGGAAGUUGGAUGAGGUCUAUAGUGUGGAGAAGAAACCUCUCGGCGAGGGUUCCUACGGUCAGGUGAUGAAGGGAACGCAUAAGGACACUGGCGCAGUCCGCGCAAUUAAGGCGAUUAAUCGACACAAGAUCUCGGACCCCGCGCGGUUUCAGGUGGAGGUGGAUAUUCAAUCAUCACUGGACCAUCCGAACAUCGUCAAGCUAUAUGAGGUUUUCCAGGACGCCAAGCGCUUCUAUUUGGUGAUGGAGUUAUGUACCGGUGGGGAACUCUUUGAACGCAUCGUGGCCGAGUCCGAGAAGCACGACGGGGCCCGUGCCUUCGAUGAGAGGGGUGCGGCCACCUACAUGCAGCAGAUCUUGGGGGCCAUGAGCUAUCUCCACAAGAACAACUUCGUACAUCGCGACAUCAAACCGGAGAACUUCCUUAUGCAAAACAACCAGGAUAAUGCGGAGAUCAAGGUUAUCGAUUUCGGAUUGGCAAAACACUACAUCCCAGGAACAGGGGCUAGCAUGAAGACACGUGCUGGAACACCCUACUAUGUCGCACCGCAAGUCUUGGCAGGUGCGUACGAUGAGAAGUGCGAUAUUUGGAGCUGCGGCGUCAUAUGUUACAUCCUCCUUUGCGGCUAUCCUCCCUUUUAUGGUGAGAAGGACAAGGAAAUCCUGGCGCGGGUGAAGAAAGGAGAAGUGAAGUUUGAUCCUGCAGACUGGUCAGACGUCUCUAGUGAUGCCAUCGAUUUCAUCAAGUUGAUGCUGACCUACGAUCCCAACACCCGUCCCAGUGCUGGGGACCUCCUGACCCACAAGUGGCUUACGGCCUCGGCUACGGCACCUGUGGGCAGAGUGGCCAAGGACUUGGGGCACAAGCUGAAACGAUUCCAAAGCAAUUCGAGGAUGAAGAAGGUGGCGCUCACACUGAUUGCCCAGCAGCUGAAAGAUGACGACUUGAAGGAGUUGCGAGAGACUUUCAUCCAACUGGACAAGAACAGAGACGGAACCUUGAGCUUGGAGGAGAUUCAAAGUGGCAUGAAGAUGGCCAAGGCGGACCUCCCAGACGACAUCGUGGAGAUCGUGAAGAACUUGGACACCGAUGGAUCCGGCAACAUUGACUACACGGAGUUCAUGGCCGCUACGUUGACCAAGAAACAAUAUCUCAGGCGCGAAGUCAUGUGGGCCGCCUUCCGGGUCUUUGAUACCAAUGGAGAUGGCGUGAUCACUAAAGAUGAACUCGCCAAGAUUCUUAAGGAAGAGGACAACAUGGCCAUUGUGGAGAAGAUGGUGGCAGAUGUCGACCUAGAUAGUAAUGGAGAGAUCAGUUUCGAUGAGUUUUGUACCAUGAUGGAGAAGGACUCAGCCGGAAUCCUGGGCGGAGCGGCCAUGGGGGCCGAAGCCCUGGUGGCCCCCGUGGCCACGGCUACGGCAGCUGCAGCCUCUCCCUGUGGCACCCCUGCGAACCUGGCAGGCCGUGGCAUGGGCUUCGUGUGUUGCAGCAAUGGGCCAAAACGUCAGGAGGCUUGUGUUGCUGAUGCUGGCCUUCACUUGGGACAGGUUGCUGAAGCCGUCUUGCAAGGGGCUUGGCACGUCUCCUCCUUCUUGGGCCGACAGCUGCAGCAUGCUGCUGAAGCGGCAAAGCCUCAUGUGGUCUCCCUGGCCACCGGGGCAGUGGAGAAAUUGAAGUCUAGCAUGGAAAGGAAGAGCCCGAGCCAAAGCCUACCCAAGCCCACCAGCUCUACUUGGGAGGCCAAUAGCCGUGCGGCCGACAGCCGUGCCGACAGCCGCGCUGACAGCCGGGCCCGGCCCGCAGUGACGCCACUGGAUCUCUCGGACUACGACGUGUGCUCGGAGUCAGGUUUCACAUCGUGCAGGACCACCUGCCCUCCCAGCCGGGCCAUCGACAGGACUCUGCCGGCCUUGGGAAGCUUUCCAGGCGCAGGCUACGACCUCAGCAGAGAUGCCCAACUGCGGUACUCGCUGAACGAUGGCGUGCCACCUCAGGUAUUGUUCCAGACCCAGGUGCCCCAGAGUCCUUUCCCUGCACCAAUUGCGGCACCAAGAGCGGCUCAGUCCUUCAACGUGCAGUCCCUGCCAGGGGCGCAGUCCUUUAACACUGUAUUUCCUCAAGCUCAAUCCUUCCCAGCGCUGCAGCAAAUCCAAUCGUUCGAUAUGAGGGCGCCAGUGGGUUUCCCAGCGCUGCAGCAUAUCCAAUCUUUUGAUGUGAUGGCACCAGGCAGCAGCACGGCAGCAUACCACCACGUGCCACAGGCCAAGAUUCUCCGAACAACCUUGGGUGAAAAACGGCCCUUCACUGGGACGCGGGGUCCACUGAUUUCACGUCCAGCUGAGCCAUCUGAAUCAGCU
Molecule: messenger RNA, 2427 nt
Organism: Cladocopium goreaui
Lineage: Eukaryota; Dinophyceae; Suessiales; Symbiodiniaceae
Source: the annotation of a GenBank genome assembly